Messenger RNA from Tachyglossus aculeatus (Australian echidna), 3008 nucleotides. RefSeq names its product 2-phosphoxylose phosphatase 1 (gene PXYLP1). Gene Ontology annotation, cellular component: Golgi apparatus. The coding region runs from base 274 to 1710 and encodes 478 amino acids. The record is from RefSeq and is a predicted model, not a curated record. Gene Ontology annotation, biological process: dephosphorylation; chondroitin sulfate proteoglycan biosynthetic process; glycosaminoglycan biosynthetic process. The transcript has 7 exons. Gene Ontology annotation, molecular function: phosphatase activity. NCBI's taxonomy places the organism in Eukaryota, Metazoa, Chordata, Mammalia, Monotremata, Tachyglossidae.
AAAGAGGGACCUCACCCCGACCUUUGACCCCGACCCGGCCCUCUCCUCCUCCUCCUCCUCCUCCUCCUCCCCAGUGCCUAGUACAGAUUGUCCGCCACAGUGUGAGAUCCACAUUUUCUUUCUACUCCUGGGAAGGGAACCAACCACACAGACGCUAUUUAGAUUUCUUAAAAGCCGCCGGGGCAAGUGGAGAUGACACGGUACAUCGGGGAAUGGAGAGGGCACAUUCGCAACUUGAGAUGAAACCAUGAAGAGAAAGUAGAAUAGAUAAUAAUGCUUUUCCGAAAUCGCUUCUUGUUGUUGCUGGCCUUGGCUGCCUUACUGGCCUUUUUGAGCAUCAGUCUACAAUUCUUUCACUUGAUCCCGGUCACCCCUGUCAAAAAUGGGAUGAACGCCAAGAGCCGAAAGAGAAUAAUGCCCGAUCCAUUUACUGAGCCUCCCGUAGUGGAUCCUAUUUAUGAAGCUCGAAUUUACUGCAAUAUCCCAAGCAUAAUGGAGCGCAGUGCUGAAGGUCAUGCCCCUCAUUAUUUUAAGCUGGUAUCUGUUCAUGUGUUGAUUCGCCACGGUGAUAGGUAUCCUCUUUAUGCCAUUCCUAAAACCAAGAGACCCGAUAUUGACUGUACCCUAAUGGCCAGCAGAAAACCAUAUCACCCUAAACUGGAAGCUUUCAUCAGUCACAUGGCAAGGGGGACGGAAGGCCUGCUGGACGGCGCCCUGAGCAGCCUGCCUCUCUACCCCAGUCACUCCUUGUGUGAAAUGGGAGAACUCACCCAGACAGGGGUCGUGCAGCACUUGCGAAAUGGACAGCUGUUACGGGACAUUUAUUUAAAGAAGCACAGACUCCUCCCCGACGACUGGACGGCCAAGCAUCUUUACCUGGAGACGACUGGAAAAAGCCGAACUCUUCAGAGUGGGCUGGCCCUGCUCUACAGCCUCCUCCCUGACUUCGACUGGAAGAAGAUUAACUUUAGGCACCAGUGGAGCACCAUCUUUUGCUCGGGCAAUUGCGACUGCCCGAUGAGAAACCAUUAUCUGGAAGAGGAACAGCGGCGCCAGUACAGCUUGCGUGUGAAGAACAGCCUUUUGGAGAAAACCUACGUGGAGAUGGCCAGGAUAGUCGGCAUUCCCACACGGCAGCUGAGAGCCGCCAACCCCAUCGAUUCCAUGCUGUGCCAUUUUUGCCACAACGUCAGCUUCCCCUGUACCAAAAAUGGCUGCAUCGACCUGGAGCACUUUAAGGUGAUCAAGACGCAUCAGUUAGAGGAUGAGAGAGAGAGACGGGAAAAGAAACUGUAUUUCAAGUACGCCCGCCUCGCCGCCCACCCCAUCCUCAACCAAACGGUGAACCGCCUGCAGCGCAUUGCAGAAGGCAGGAAAGAAGAGCUUUUCGUCCUCUAUUCCGCCCACGACGUCACCUUGUCGCCGGUCCUCAGUGCCUUGGGGAUUUCCGAAGCCAGGUUCCCACGAUUCGCUGCCCGACUGGUCUUCGAGCUCUGGCAGGACGGAAAAAACCCCAGUGAACACUUCGUCCGCAUCCUCUACAACGGCGUGGAUGUCACUUACCGUACCUCUUUCUGCCAGGACCACCAUAAGCAUUCCAGCAAGCUCAUGUGCCCCCUGGAAAACCUGGUCCGAUUUGUCAAGAGGGACAUGUUCACGGUGUUCAACAGCAGUAGCUACUAUGAGGCGUGCCACAAGAGGGAAUUUUAAAAGGGAGUCGGUUCGGGUUUCACAAAAGCUGUGUGUGUAGAGGAGGGGUGAAUCGACCCUUCCUCCCGUCUUCCAGAGCUUUGUUUCCACCGCUAAGGGUACGCAAAGGUAGCGCUUUUAAAAACCUUUUAGGGUCUUAGUUCUUGUCCGGAUGGGUAGUCUUUGUGGAGAAGUAAGUCAUUUGCCACGAACCCCGGUUCACCGAGGAACAGUGGUGCACAGUUGCUAACCGGCUUAGCUCGAAAAGGGUGUUGGGGUUUCUUCUUCGGCCAGAGUACCUUUGGGUCACCACAGCACUUUGGUUUGCUCAUUGUCUGCCACUCUCCUGAAGUGAUUAACAUAGACAGCCAGCCCCCGCCCCUCAUUCGAAUUAAUUUGAAAUCCUCCCCAAACGAGUUGCCGGUUACAACUGUCCCCAAAGGGAACAUCAUUCCCGUUCCUCGUCUGCCAGGAGGCGAACUUCUUAGAGCGGCGGAUGUUUGGGAAAGGGUCCAACGCGGUCCUGAUGCUUUGAUUGCACUUUCAGCACUUUCACAACAAUCUGAACGUCCGCGAAACCUUGGCAUCGGCUCCUCCCGUCUGGGUGGCUGGACACGGAAUCCUUAGUUCAUAAGGAGUGAUAGAGAGCAGUAGCGGGAGAAAGGGAGCCGUAAACCAGAGCCAAGUUUGAUGCUAAAAUUUUUAGGAUAUUUAAGUUUUAGUAUGUUCGAGGUCAUGAAAAACAGACUGUGGUACAACCUAGUUAAAUGUCUUUCAACUAUGCGUUUAGUCGAAUUGCUGUUUGAAGCAGGAGAGUUUGGGUAAAAUUUUCAUAGUCCACUUGGUACUUUUAUAGUUUAGGAAAGUAUUUUCUAAGACCUUUCUUCUGUGCUGUCUGUAGGUACUUCUUACUUGUUUAGUUUACAAAGGGCUAUGAAAAGCUGUUUUUUGGGCACUUCCCCUUGACCAAUAAGCUUGAACAAAAGAGCAUCGAUGGGUAAUUAUCCAAACUGUAGAACUGAACCGGUUUUAGAACUGCUUUCAUCUGUUAUAGUAGUAAGUUCUGAUUUUACUGUCAAUGCAAACUUUUGGAGAAAGUUUCUUUACUAGAGAUUUAAAUAAUUUUGUAACGAUGGAUUUUUACGUUUAGAAAUCGAUCUAAUUUAGUCUGUGAUUUGUGAGCAUAGGUGCUAGAGGAAAUGUAACCUAUAAGUGAGAAUCCCUUCUCUCACUGCCAUUCCACCCUUUUCCUCUCUUCGCCCAAAGCUGCCUCCGAAUCCAUUUGUUUGCAUUAAUAAAUGUUAAGUUUGUUUCUACGA